AUGCUGCUCACGCUGAAGCCCCCCUCCCAGAACGGUGUCAAAGGUCCUCAUGAGUAUUCAAUCGUCCGCCAGUCCGUUCCAACCCCACGGUCUUCCCCGCCCCCCGUGCCUGACCUGCCGGCGGCCACCGCACCCUCGAGACCCUCGACGGACCGCUCCAUGGACUCCUCGCGCUCCGGACUGCCACCUCCCGCCUCGCUGACCUUGCCCCCGCCCAGUGUGGGCUUCGCCAAUGUGACCAGGGGCCCUAUGAAUCAGCCACUGCCGCCGCCCCCGGGCCAAUGGCAGACUUCAGAUGAGUCCAUGCGACAGUGGCUCCAGGCCAAAGCCGAGGAGGACCGGAGGAAGCAAGAAGAAGAAAAGACACGCCAAGAGACUCUCCGGCUCGAACAGCGGAGAGUUGAGCAAAGCAUGCUCCGUGAUUCACUGCAGGCAGGGGUUCCGCCCCAGAUGAUUCCGCUCAUCUUUGCUGGCAUCAGUCCCGGCGGUCUGCCUCCGUCGAUCUUGGAACUCACCCAACAAUUCCUGGUUCAAGCCUCUGGAGCUCGCGGCUCGGCUCCCCAAAUGCCUGUUCUGUCUCACGCACAUCCCCAUGUCCAACGCCGGUCCACACAUGUUCGUCAAGACUCCCGCACCGUUCCUCCGAAUCCGUAUGUUGCCCCGCCGGCGCACCAUCCGACAGUGCCCCCUCCGGGAGUGCUGCUGUCCCAGCCGUUGCACGCCGUUGGAGCCUCCCCUACCCCGCAACCGCUCGGUCGGCCAUCGCUAGGCAAUGGCCCCGCCGACCCACGCUUUCCCGUGCCAGCUAUCCCCCGGAUGAAUCAUAGGGAGUCGCAACUCCAACCACCGCCGUCCAUCAAUCUGAGCAACCUGCACUACGCCCCGGGGUCGUCGAUCCCAUCAACUCAGCCGCUACCAGGAAAGUUGGAAUCUUCAACACGCCAGUCACCACCAUCCCUGUAUUUCCACCAUUGGGUUCCUCCAGCCCAACCGCCAGGCAAUGCGCCACCGGGGAGAGCCCGACAGGAGUCCCCGGGGCCCGUUCAGGAGCCCCGUCGAUUAGAAAUUCAUAACUCUCCAGGACGAAAGAGAAAGGCCCCCGGGCCACACCACCCGGCGCCAUUACCAUCGUCUCGCAUCCCUGAGUUCUUCCCUAGCUCAUCACAGACAUCCCGGCAAGGGUCGCCAGCUCCAGGAGACCAUCCCCAGCAAGCAACACCGCCGACACAUUCUCAUCGCGCUCUCCCAAGGCCGAGCGAUGCAUCGCCUUCGUACCACUUUCCUGCAGGGGAGGUAAUACGCGAGGGCACCAGUCGAAGACCAAGCCCGGCCAAUUCUCCAGAACGCGAGACUGCGGAUUAUGCGAGCUUGAAGGAACAAGAUGAUCUGGAACGACCUGAAGAGACAGCUACGUCUGCAGGCCGUGUCACUUCACCCCGUACAUCGCGAGUACAACUUGGCGAGACCGGCACCUCUGUUUUCGAGCCUCGGACUAGUCCUGCAUGUUCUCCAGCAACGAAAACCUUAUUGCAGCCCAAAGAGCCCGAUUCUGCUUUGAGAGAUUAA
Aspergillus sclerotioniger CBS 115572 is the source of this 1566-nucleotide messenger RNA. RefSeq lists its product as uncharacterized. The record is from RefSeq and is a predicted model, not a curated record. Bases 1 to 1566 code for a protein of 521 amino acids. NCBI's taxonomy places the organism in Eukaryota, Fungi, Ascomycota, Eurotiomycetes, Eurotiales, Aspergillaceae. The transcript has a single exon.